AUGGACAAAUUGAAAAGCGUAGCGAAAGGCGGCUGGAAGCCCGCCGGCGAUCCAAAAAUCAGUCGUGACACCUGGAAAGAAGACCUCAAGGGUAUGGCAACGGGGAAAAAAUCCGAUCCGCAUGAGGCCACGCGAAACCACACUUCGGCGCCGUUGAAGACGUUGAAAGAUCCGGAUUCUUUUGGUGCUCCGCCGAAGCAUACGGGGGUUUAUGGCAAUGCUGCGAAUGUUCCAUCCUCGUCAUCCGCAUACUCAGAGCCAUCUGGUGGGCUCGGAUCGCCUAUCCCUACGCCAUCUCGGAGGCAGCAGCAGGAGGUGGUGGAGGAGGAAGAAGUGAAAGGCCCGCCGAAACCGUAUAGCAAAGACACGACUGGAUUACGGACAGACAACCUGCCGAAACCUCCCAUACGAAGAGGAGAUGCGGCAGCAGGAAGUAGUAGUAGUCCUGCCCGAACAGCCUCGCCCAGCCUGCCACCUCGACAAACUCCUGGUCUACCGACGCGACAAGCGAGUAGGCCUCCACCUUCACUACCUCCACGUAUGACGGAGAAUCCGAGCGAGUGGACGCCUGCACCUCCUCCCACUUAUGGUGAGGCGACACAAUCACCUAUCCAUGAUCCAGCCGCUAUAGCCCAGGGAGCAGCGACCCGGCUAUCUCAAGCCGGAGUCUCUGUCCCAGGCUUCGGCAUCGGAUCUCCCACUUCCUCGACUCAGCCACAAGCGCCUUCAGCACCGAGAGGACCACAGCUUACGAUUCUCACGGAUGAACACUGGAUCUUCGCCCACACAGCCGUCUGCUCCUACGGCACCAUCUGCGCCUGUAGCAGCAGUGGCAGCAGCGAAGAAGCCGCCGCCGCCUCCACCGCCAAAGAGGAGUGCGUUGCAUAG
Recurvomyces mirabilis is the source of this 888-nucleotide messenger RNA. RefSeq lists its product as uncharacterized. NCBI's taxonomy places the organism in Eukaryota, Fungi, Ascomycota, Dothideomycetes, Mycosphaerellales, Teratosphaeriaceae. The transcript has 2 exons. Bases 1 to 888 code for a protein of 295 amino acids. The record is from RefSeq and is a predicted model, not a curated record.